Micromonas commoda is the source of this 966-nucleotide messenger RNA. RefSeq lists its product with no specific name. Gene Ontology annotation, cellular component: membrane; mitochondrion. Bases 18 to 875 code for a protein of 285 amino acids. Gene Ontology annotation, biological process: mitochondrion organization. The record is from RefSeq and is a predicted model, not a curated record. The transcript is spliced from 2 exons. Lineage: Eukaryota; Viridiplantae; Chlorophyta; Mamiellophyceae; Mamiellales; Mamiellaceae.
CGCGUGUCGAGACGAUCAUGCAGAACGUGCGAAACGUGAAGCUGCCGGACCCGAGGCUCAUCUCGGGGAUCGUGCAGACCGCCGUGUUCGGCGGCGCGGGCGCGUACGGCCUCUACCACUCCCUCUUCAACGUCGAGGGCGGCCACCGCGCCAUCGUGUACAACCGAUUCGUCGGCAUCCGCGAGAAGAUCUUCACCGAGGGCACGCAUCCCAUGAUCCCGUGGAUCGAGCGCCCCAUCACCUACGACGUUCGCGCGCGCGCGCACCAGAUCUCGUCCCACUCGGGCUCGCGCGACCUCCAGAUGGUGAACAUCACCCUCCGCGUCCUCACGCGCCCGGACGCGUCGAAGCUGCCCACCAUCUACCGCAACCUCGGCACCGACUUCAACGAGCGCGUCCUCCCGUCCAUCGUCCACGAGACCCUCAAGUCCGUCGUGGCGCAGUACAACGCCUCGCAGCUCAUCACCCAGCGCGAGCAGGUGUCCCUCGCCGUGCGUUCGCAGCUCAUCCAACGCGCGGCGGGCUUUAACAUGCUCCUCGACGACGUGUCCAUCACGGCGCUCACCUUCGGGCGCGAGUACACGGCGGCCAUCGAGGCCAAGCAGGUGGCGCAGCAGGAGGCGGAGCGGGCCAAGUUCAUCGUGGAGAAGGCCAAGCAGGAUAAGCGAUCGGCGGUCAUCAGGGCGGAGGGUGAGGCCAAGUCGGCGAAGCUCAUCGGCGAGGCCAUCGCGUCCAACCCGGCUUUCAUCACCCUGCGAAGGAUCGAGGCGGCGAGGGACAUCGCGCAGACGAUGAGCGAGAGCAACAACAGGGUGAUGCUCAACGCGGACUCGCUCCUCCUCAACCUCGCGGACAUGGAGAAGAAGGCGAAGUGAGCGGGCGACGUAAGUGGGCGGGGAAUGGGCGUCGAAAACUAUAGAAAUUAUUAGGAGUAAAAACCUCGAGAGAGAGAGAGCUCGCGCAUUC